Molecule: messenger RNA, 1118 nt
Organism: Saccostrea echinata
Lineage: Eukaryota; Metazoa; Mollusca; Bivalvia; Ostreida; Ostreidae
Exons: 2
Coding region: 191-883 (230 amino acids)
Source: RefSeq, a predicted model, not a curated record
GAAAUGAAAACAUUUAGUAAAUGCCCAAUGAAAAUCAUGCGCGGUAAAAAUCUGGACCCGGUCGUCCAGAUAGCGUCGUUUUUCAGUUCCUUUUAGGACGCCGUGAAAAGUACAUGUGUGUUGGAUAGCUUCAAAUUAUUUUAAGCGCAUCACUAAAGAAUUAGAAGUAUAUAUUUUCAGUAUAUAUACAAUGCCUCCAAAGAGACAGUCAAGUAGGGCACGAGCGGUUCCACCCACUACUGUCAACACUAGAUCAUCGAAUUUGAAUAAUCAGGGGAGUAUAGACAAUAGUAAUGUGCAAGCAUCUCCACAGAUUGCCAUCUCAGAUAAUAGUGUCACUGUAAAUUCUCAGUCUAGUGUAUUGCCCGAGGCCACUGAGUCAAAUAAAGGUAGGGGACAAACAGGAUUUGUCAGCACAGCAGUGCCAAUAGAAGCUCUUGUGUCUGACCAAAUCAAGGAUAAGAUAUGGUCUAAUCAGUGCAUUGAUUUUGUUAAACUUUUAUCAAAGGAAAAACAGAAGAAGGGUAAGUUCUCUUUGCAAGUAGAAAAUAGUGAUACUCAGGGGAAGUUAACCAUUCACCAGGUUGAGAACGAUGCCGAAAACAAGUCAAGUGUUUCCUCUAUGCAUGACUGGAUUACAGCUUGGAACAGGUAUGCAGCAAUAUAUUGUAUAAAAUAUCCUGAACAGCAGUCAAAAUUAGCCAAGCAUUUAGAGGCCGUGAGAGAUAUUGCUGAUGCCAAAGGUAAUUGGAAAAAUUACGAUGCAGAAUUUAGACAGCUUGUAUCUCAAGGACAAGUUGCAUGGGGUGAUGUUCACAUGGAUUCGUAUGUAAAUGCUAGACUCAAAACUGAUCUAUUGACAAAAGUAAGUAGUGAAAAUUAAGACGCACCGUCAGGGCCCAUCCCAAAAGGGGCUUGUUUCAAUUAUCAUGCAGGUAAGCAGUGUCGUGCAGGUUUAUCCUGUCGUUUCCAACAUAUGUGUUACAACUGUGGUACCAACCACCCAUUUAAUCACUGUAACAAACAAACACAGCAGCCCUUUCGUUUCCUUAGAAAAUUCUACACCCAAACAAAUAAAAAUAACAAAGAAUUUACCAACCCUUCUAAACAAAGGAAUG